CACGCAUAGCCUCCCCCAACGACCAUAUAAUCACCACUAAUAGUAUAGUAUAAUUAUUGACUAUUGUUACUGUUGAAGAUUUCAAGAAACAAAAACCGGCGACAAAUUUGAAAACCACUAUUUCUUAUUGUUUCUCCAGCGCUCCUUCCUGGUGUUCGUGACCGGAUUGGAAGACUUCAGCUCCAGGACUACUCGAUUAACGAGUUUUCAUGUGGAGGGUAUAAUUUUAAACCAAGAAGAUAGGAAAUCGCAUAUCUCAGACAAUAAUGAGUUGUAGCUGCUUUGGGGCCUCAAAAAUCAGGAGGAGAAAAAGUUCUGCUCAUCAUGAAAUAGAGGGGAACUUACUUGGGAACAUUAAACGUUUCUCCUACGAUGAAUUAAGUUUGGCAACAGAUAAUUUUCAUCCAAGCAACAAGUUAGGGCGGGGAGGUUUUGGAACUGUUUACAAGGGAACCCUAAAACGUGGGAUAGAAGUUGCUGUGAAGAAACUUUCUGCCCAGUCAAAGCAAGGAUUACGUGAAUUUAUGACCGAAAUCGAUACUAUAUCAAAUGUCAGGCAUCCAAAUCUUAUUGAGUUGGUGGGGUGCUGUGCUGAAGAAUCUGACCGCAUUUUGGUCUAUGAAUAUGCAGAAAAUAACAGCCUUGAUAGGGCAUUAUUAGGUUCAAACGGCGCAAACAUCAGACUGGAUUGGGAAAAAAGAUCUGCUAUUUGCCUAGGCACUGCUAGGGGUCUUGCGUUUCUUCAUGAAGAACUUGUACCACAUAUUGUGCAUAGAGACAUCAAAGCCAGUAAUAUACUUCUCGACAAAGAUUUAAACCCAAAAAUUGGAGACUUUGGGCUGGCUAAACUUUUCCCAGAUGACAUCACUCACAUUAGCACAAGAAUUGCGGGAACAACUGGUUAUUUGGCACCAGAAUAUGCCUUGGGUGGUCAGUUGACCAUGAAAGCUGAUGUUUACAGUUUUGGAGUGCUUGUGCUUGAAAUAAUUAGUGGCAGAAGCAGUGCAAGGGCGAAUUGGGGAGGAAUGGAGAAAUUUCUCUUAGAAUGGGCGUGGCAGCUCUAUGAAGAAGGGAAACUGUUGGAGCUAGUGGAUCCAGAAUUGGAAAAAUUUCCCGAGGAAGAAUUGAUUAGAUACAUGAAGGUAGCCUUUUUCUGCACUCAAGCAGCAGCAAACCGAAGGCCACUGAUGAGCCAGGUUGUUGAAAUGCUUUCAAGGAACAUCCGGCUCAAUGAGAAGGAACUUACAGCCCCUGGUCUUCUCACUGAUUCAGGGGCAUCUUCCUCGAAAAAAGGGUCAGUGUCCGAAUCUACCACCUAUCAGAUGAGCUCUGUCCCAGUAACAAUUACUCAAGUAACCCCUAGAUGAGGUUAUAGAAUGCAUGGGUCUCCCAUUGCAACAAAUUUUUUUUUUUUUUUUCUUCUUUUUAAGUUACAUAGUUUUUUAUACUUCUUUUUGUCCUUUGGGUUGAGGGUUCAAGCAGAGUCUCUCUGUCUCUCCAUCUCUUUCCCUUUUCUUGUUGUGCCAGGAUUGCUUCGAGUAGGAAGUUUGCAACAUGUGGAUAGCAUACACGCAAUUUUGCAUUAUUUGAUAUCAUCAUCUAUGAUAACUGAAAAUAUUGUUGUAACA
Molecule: messenger RNA, 1628 nt
Organism: Corylus avellana
Lineage: Eukaryota; Viridiplantae; Streptophyta; Magnoliopsida; Fagales; Betulaceae
Product: cold-responsive protein kinase 1
Biological process (GO): protein phosphorylation
Molecular function (GO): protein kinase activity; ATP binding
Source: RefSeq, a predicted model, not a curated record